GGGAAAGAAACAGAAACCUGUCAAAGCACAGUAAAGACAAACAAGUAACUUGUCUCGAGCCAGAAACAAGGCAUCAUGAAGAGUCUGACUCUCCUCGCCAUCUGCGCCCUUCUGUCAGUGUGCUGGUCUAUGGGUGCAGUGGAACCAGAGGUGGUUGUGGACCCUGAUGCUGACACAGCUGCCGAAGCUGCACCUGCUGAUCCUACUGAUGCCUCAUCCUCUGCUUCAGACUCUUCCUCCUCCUCUGAGUCCAACUCAGACUCAUCCUCAGCAUCCGACUCCAACUCUUCCUCUGACUCGUCUGCGUCUGACUCUAACUCAAGCUCAAACUCUGAUUCGUCAUCUUCCUCAGAAUCCUCCGAGUCAUCGGAGUCUACUGAGUCCUCUUCCUCAGAGUCUUCCUCCUCUGAGUCCGAUUCUGCUGCAGACUCCUCUGCCUCUUCUUCUUCUUCUUCUUCAUCCUCCUCUUCUUCAUCAGAGUCAGCCAGCACUGAGGCAUCUCCUGUGAUUAUGAAGCGAGACCUGGCUUCUGUUCUCCUGAGGAGAAGAAGAGCAGUUCCAGCAGGAACCCUCAGCCCUCUGCAGAUGGAAAGUCUGAGGGAGGUGUGUGAGGUGAACGUUGCCUGUGACGAGAUGGCUGACACUGCGGGUAUUGUUGCUGCCUACACUGCCUUCUAUGGACCUGUUCCAUUCUAAUUUAAAAGACUUGUUUCUCUCCACAUGUGGAUUAUUUUCUUUGUCCUUUUGUAAUCAAAUUGUGCAAUAAACCCCUUAAUCCAAAGAGGUGGAAGACAAUCACAAGAAUGGGUUCGGGAAAGUGUUAUGAUGCUAGAAAGAGAUUUGGUUUUUUUUCCAUAAGAAAGGCACAAAUCUUUGCACAUAUAUGUGGCAGGCCUCACUGAUCAUGGAUGAAAAUGCAUCUUCCAGGCUUCAGAGAGAGGCACAUGGAAACACAAGCCUGUGAAGUAUACAGUGACCCAGAUAAAUUAAAAUUAUUCUUCUGGUCUAUAGUAUAAUCCAAAAAGAAAAAAAAGAAAGAAAGAAAGAAUGAAAGAAAAGAAAUGGUGCUACAAGUGCAAAUGUAUUGUAUAUGUAUGUUUUAUGUAGUUUUUAUAUCAUGCUUCAGUUGUAAUAGUCGUAGCUCUGGUGAGUAAUGAUAUAUUGAUGAUAGUAGUAGUGGCAGUAAUGUACAGUAAAAAUAUCAGUUAUCUGUAAUGACUGUAAUCACAAAUUGCUUGAGUUCAGAAAUAAUAAAUUAUUUUGUUUUGUCAAA
This is a messenger RNA of Solea senegalensis (Senegalese sole), 1273 nucleotides long. RefSeq names its product bone gamma-carboxyglutamate (gla) protein, like (gene bglapl). Gene Ontology annotation, biological process: regulation of cellular response to insulin stimulus; bone development; response to vitamin K. Gene Ontology annotation, cellular component: extracellular region. NCBI's taxonomy places the organism in Eukaryota, Metazoa, Chordata, Actinopteri, Pleuronectiformes, Soleidae. Gene Ontology annotation, molecular function: structural constituent of bone; hydroxyapatite binding; calcium ion binding. The transcript is spliced from 4 exons. The coding region runs from base 76 to 696 and encodes 206 amino acids. The record is from RefSeq and is a predicted model, not a curated record.